Messenger RNA from Sardina pilchardus (European sardine), 556 nucleotides. RefSeq names its product lysine-specific demethylase 2A-like. The record is from RefSeq and is a predicted model, not a curated record. The coding region runs from base 188 to 556 and encodes 122 amino acids. The transcript is spliced from 6 exons. Gene Ontology annotation, molecular function: transcription coregulator activity; histone demethylase activity. Gene Ontology annotation, biological process: regulation of transcription by RNA polymerase II; protein demethylation. Lineage: Eukaryota; Metazoa; Chordata; Actinopteri; Clupeiformes; Clupeidae.
GUGUGUGUGUGUGUGUGUUCAGUGACAAGUUGAAAAUGGCGGACUUCAGCGAAUCGCCCUAACUUUAUCGCACAAUAACAAAGAUAACAGAUGAAAAUGAACAACGUUUCUUGGAAUUCCUGAAAGAUCCCUGGUUAGCCUUCUGGAGUGCUCAGUGAUCAUCACACUUCAAUAGCCUCAACUGAUCAUGGAGGACUCACAUACACGAUACAGCAAGCGCCUGCGUGAGGGCACACGCCGGCGAUACCAAGAUGAUGGAAUCUCUGAUGACGAGAUUGAAGGGAAGAGAACCUUUGAUCUGGAAGAGAAGCUAAAUUGCGAAAGAUUCAAUUGUAAUCUGGUCAAAUACAUGGAGGGGAAAGACUUCACCUUUGAAUUCAUCCAGAGAGAAGGCCUCCGAGAACCCCUGGUCUUUGUGAAGUCAGACGGUCUUGGAAUCCAAAUGCCAGAUCCGGAUUUCAGUGUGAGCGACGUGAAGCUGUUUGUUGGCAAGUAUCAUUCCCUACUUAUUAGUAUUAUUAUUAGUGUUAUUCAACUUACUCGUCAGGAGCCGUAG